Molecule: messenger RNA, 717 nt
Organism: Salvelinus namaycush (lake trout)
Lineage: Eukaryota; Metazoa; Chordata; Actinopteri; Salmoniformes; Salmonidae
Product: docking protein 4-like
Exons: 4
Coding region: 1-528 (175 amino acids)
Biological process (GO): positive regulation of MAPK cascade; cell surface receptor protein tyrosine kinase signaling pathway
Cellular component (GO): cytoplasm
Source: RefSeq, a predicted model, not a curated record
AUGCAGAUCACCCAUGAGAAUAUCUACCUGUGGGACAUCCACAACCCUCGCACCAAACUGGUCACCUGGCCGCUCUGCUCCCUGCGCCGCUACGGACGAGAUGCCACGCGCUUCACCUUUGAGGCUGGACGGAUGUGUGACAGUGGAGAAGGCCUGUACACAUUCCAGACGCGGGAGGGAGAACAGAUCUACCAGAGAGUCCACUCCUCCACCCUGGCCAUCGCUGAGCAGCACAAGAGAGUUCUGAUGGAGAUGGAGAAGAACAGCAGAUUGUCUAAAGGUUCUGAGACGGGCUCCUACCCCUGUACCCCCACGGCCAUCCUGCCCCGCAGUGCCUUUUGGCACCAUAUCACUGGCACUCAGGGGGGCAUGGACCCAGCCCAUGGUGACAUGUUUGGUGGUUCUCAGACUGGCGCUGAUGCAGACCUGCUCUCCACCCGGCUGCCCUCAGAGCCACGCCACGCUACCAUGCCCCUGGCACACAGCCAACACUCGCCCGUCCGCUACCCCACCUACCCCAGCCAGUGAUCCCAGGGGUGCAUUGCAGACCCCUAGCCUCCACCACACCCCUACUCUGUACCCGAACACUCCUCCCAUUCUCCUUUCUCUGCAGUGCUCACCUCGACUCCACGCCCCCUCAUCUACCCUCCAGCCAAUCAGGUUGGGGUGGGGUCAUAGGACCUCCCCUAAAGCUGGUAGCUCUGUGAAGCAGGACAU